AUGCAACUCAAAAGGAUUGUUUCAUUCCUGGAGACACAGAUGGAUCAGAAGCUAAAAGCGAUCCAUUCCAACCAAGGAACUGAAUGGAAAAGCAACGAUGCAUUAGAAUGGUCAUUAGAAAAGGGCAUAGAGUGGCAAACCACCAUGGGGUACAACAGCAAACAAAAUGGGCAGGUGGAGAGAAUGAACAGGACCCUUGGAGAGAAGAUGAGAACAUUGCUGAUGCAGAGGAGACUGCCAAAGAGGUUUUGGCUGUAUGUGAUCAGAGCUGCGGCAUUCAAAAUCAACCUCACUCUGAGUGUUGAUAAUAAGUUCCCUUAUCAAGCCAUGUUCGGCAAGUCACCAGAGCGAGCUUUAAGACUCCUACAAGUGUUUGGUUGUCUGGCAUGGGUAAACAUACCCAAAGUCAAAUGGGACAACAAGAAACUGGACCAGCAAGCUGUUGCAUCCAUUUUCUUGGGAUACAGUCUAGAGAGAAAGGGCUGGCUAUUCUACAAAGAGGAUUUUGAAGACCUAGGAUAUAACAAAGAAAAUAUAUUUGAUGAAACAGAUGAAAGGCCACUACAAGAAUACAUGGGUAUGGAGACAGAUUCAGAAGAAAGGUUAAGUGGAGGAAUGGCAGAGGUGAUGGAACAGGGAUCAAUUGCCAAAACUCAGUUUGACAGUAAAUCCUUUGGACUCAUAGUGAUGCAACCGGAAUGGAGAAAGAACCUGGACCCAACCAUACAUGAAGCAAUGAGUGGAGAAGACAGAAAGCACUGGGAGGAGGCCAUGCAAAAGGAGCUGGAUGGAUUAGAAGUGAUGGGCACAUGGGAGAUCGUUGACCUCCCAAAGGGUGCAAACACUGUCGACAUGCAUUGGGUACUCAAGAUCAAAACCGAUGCAAACCUCAUGCCAACAAAGUUCAAAGCCCAGCUCAUGGCAUGA
Messenger RNA from Ustilago hordei, 927 nucleotides. RefSeq lists its product as uncharacterized. Gene Ontology annotation, molecular function: nucleic acid binding. Gene Ontology annotation, biological process: DNA integration. The record is from RefSeq and is a predicted model, not a curated record. Bases 1 to 927 code for a protein of 308 amino acids. The transcript has 2 exons. NCBI's taxonomy places the organism in Eukaryota, Fungi, Basidiomycota, Ustilaginomycetes, Ustilaginales, Ustilaginaceae.